Juglans regia (Persian walnut) is the source of this 575-nucleotide messenger RNA. Its product is annotated as protein LITTLE ZIPPER 1-like. Lineage: Eukaryota; Viridiplantae; Streptophyta; Magnoliopsida; Fagales; Juglandaceae. The transcript is spliced from 2 exons. The record is from RefSeq and is a predicted model, not a curated record. The coding region runs from base 60 to 398 and encodes 112 amino acids.
CACCAUAAAUCUUCUGCUCCUCCCAAUUUUAAUAGGAAGGCCGACAAUAACCCAAGAAGAUGUGUACCAACAACACUGAAAAGCUUCCAUCUGGUCUGGUCCAUUCUUCUGAAAGAAAACAACGAUCGAAGCGAUCUAAAGUUCAAGUUCCCAGGCGAGUCAGCAGGAAAAAGUGCGAAGAAAAGGCAGAUAAAGAUAUGGAACUAAAGAACCUGAAGUUAUUUUUGGAGAACCAAAGUAUAAUUGAAGAGAAUGAGAAGCUGAGGAAAAAGGCCAGUGUUCUUCACCAAGAGAACUUAGCCUUAAUGUCCGAGUUUCAGAACAAAUUCCCCGAUUCGGACAUUUUCUUCGAUUCUCUACCUUUGUUCUUCUUCACAAACACUGAUAACAGAAGAUGAGAGAGAUAUUCUCUGUUUUUUAGUACAGAAGGACAUUAGUAAUUUCCUGCGUUCAUAUCUUGUUUAAAUUUGGUGAAAUAUUGUAAGAUAUGAAAUAAUGAAAGUUUGGACACUUUAUAUAUGGCUAUGUUCAUGCGUUUCUACACGCAGAGGAUGAUAAAGUGGUGCGGGUUGCGA